Messenger RNA from Motacilla alba alba, 2999 nucleotides. RefSeq names its product autoimmune regulator-like. Gene Ontology annotation, cellular component: cytoplasm; nucleus. Gene Ontology annotation, biological process: humoral immune response; regulation of transcription by RNA polymerase II. Gene Ontology annotation, molecular function: translation regulator activity; DNA binding; DNA-binding transcription factor activity, RNA polymerase II-specific. The record is from RefSeq and is a predicted model, not a curated record. The coding region runs from base 1175 to 2755 and encodes 526 amino acids. NCBI's taxonomy places the organism in Eukaryota, Metazoa, Chordata, Aves, Passeriformes, Motacillidae. The transcript has 12 exons.
GACCUGUGAGGCUGUGUCACAGCUGUGCUUGUGCGAGCUUGGGCAGAGCUCCAGGAGGGAGAUAAACCUCCUGUGUCACCUGACAUCCACGUUUUUUUCCCCUGAGGGGAUGCAUGGCACAGGUGGUGGUGAAGCCAUCCCCACUGUGGCAGAGCUGAGCACAGAAAUCCUGGUGUGAGGCACAGGAACCCGGCAUGACACAUGCCCUACCCCCUCCUAUGGCUCUCACUGCCUCCACAGGAAAAAUGCCCCCAAAUGCUGAAAGGAGCUGCAGGGUGAGCCUUUCCAAGGGCAACCACAUUAAUUUAUUAACCAGACACGUGCAAGGGUAUUUCCUGUUCUCACCAAGGGUGUCGUCUUGUUAUUCUUCCUGAGUUUCUUGACAGCAGAUGCUUCCUCCUGGCACAGCUUUGGAGCUAGCAGAUACUGCUCCAUUCUUUUAAGACUUAGCAAUGAAAGUUCCUGUAUCCCUUUGUCCGGCCCAGCAGCGUCCCCUCUUGCACUGUGCUCUGGUCCUGCUCAGGUCAGGGUUUGCUACGGGGCCUGGGGACAGCUGUGCACAGCCAUGGCACCCCUGGCAGAGCCUGCUGGGCAGCCCAGACACACCUCCAGAGGGAGGGACGCUAGAAAUUGAUCCUGGGGAAAUCCAAAUGUCUGGGAGUUGGGGUAGGAGCUGUUGAGCUUUCUCUUUCCCAGCUACCUGGUACAGAGCAGCCAGGCCCCCAGACUUCUAUGUCAGCUGCUUUCAAGGAGCCAGCUUCUCCCUGGCUCUAAGCUUUUUUCAGCUCCAUAUGCUCAGUUUUGGGAAGUGGGUAUUGACAGAGCUGUGGGCUGCACCUGCCCAGGUAUUCUCUAGGCCCACUUGUGGCACUGCCAUGGCUCUGGCAAGGCAUUUGCUUGUUCAGCAUCCUCCACUGUUGUAUCCCAACACACCUUUUGUGGAGUUUCUUUGUGUGCCAGCACUUCCUACUGCCCCACAGAAACUGUCUGCAGGAGACCAGUUUGCUUAACUGGCCUAGUCUCCAGCAGCAUUUUAUAUCCUUUUGCAGGCCAACCUACCCCUAAAUCACUCACAUCUUGGCUCGUCUGUCUCUGGAAUGCAUUCAUUAUGUGAGCACCCAGACAGUUCCUCCUGCAGUACCCUGUGUUUCUAUCUUGAGACACCACAUUGUCCAUGAGAGAUGCUGGGAAGGGAAGUGGGCAGCGGGGGCAGGACACACUCAAAGACACCCAGACUCUCUUGUUGCCGUCACACCCCCAGCUGUUGGGCCCUUACUUCCCACUUGCUCCUGCAGCCGAGUUUCUGGAUGAGAGAAGCAGGUCCUGUGGAAAGUCCAGAAAUUUUAGGAGACGCCUGGGUGACCGCAGAUAUGAGAGAGGUGAGGCUGCGGAGCAGGACAGGACGGUCGUGCUGUGGGGGCUGGAGGGCUGGAGGGCAGCCCGUGGGCCGUGCUGUGCCCGGCAGGAGACGCUGAGCCGGACGGAGCGGGAGGGCUCCCAGCGCGCUUUCCACGCGCUGCUCACCUGGCUGCUGGGCCGCGACUCUGCCGCCGUCCGAGACUUCUGGGCCGUCCUCUUCAAGGACUACAACCUGGAGCGGUACUCCCGGCUCCGGCCUCUCCGCGGCGCCUUCCCCAGAGAGGUGGAACUGGGGCGGCAGCGCCGUGGAAGGCGUCUCUCCCCGAGCCCCACAGCACCGGCCCCACACAGACCCCAAGGCAAGAGGAAAGCCCCUGAGGAGCGGGACAAGGCCCGGGCGGCACAGCCCGCUCCACGGCACAGCGCCAGUCCUGGGCCCCUGGUGAAGGCAAAGACUGUGAAGAAGCCGGAGGGCACAGACACCCCCCGCACCUCUCGUGCCAGCGCUCUCCAGGCAGUGGCCGCCUCGGUGCAGAGAGCGGUGGCUGUGGCAGGUGGUGAGGCGCCCGUCAGCCGUGGGGCUAUCGAGGGCAUUCUCAUUAAACACGUGCUGGACCCAAGCAGCUCCAAGACAGGCAGCAGAGCUGGUGACAAGCCAUAUACCCCAACUGCCUGCGAGGAGCCAGAGGCCAGGAGCAGAAGCCACAGCCUGAAGCCCCCUGCCCAGCCCAAGGCAUGCCAAAGUAACAGGGAACCCCAAUUGCACCCCCAGGGCCAGUUGCAAGCAGCCACUGUCUACAGCCAGGACCCUGUGCCCCAUCAGGAGAACGAGGAUGAAUGUGCAGCAUGCGGCGAUGGUGGUGAGCUCAUCUGCUGUGACGGCUGCCCCAGGGCCUUUCAUCUUGCCUGCCUGGUGCCCCCGCUGCCCCACGUCCCCAGCGGGACAUGGCGAUGUGGCUCCUGUGUGGAGAAUGUGACUGAACCAGGCCAGCUGCUGGAGGCAGACUUGCCUGUGGAGAGACCCCCCGAGAUCCUGGGGGAGGCGGCGCGGGACACCCAGCCGGGAGGAGCGGAGGGGAGCAUCUGCAGCCGCUGCUGCACCCGGAUCCCCACUCCCCACCACUGUCCUGCUCCCGGUGGGGACCCCAGGGGGCUACAGCUGUGCAUGUCCUGCACGGGCACCCUGGACACAGGCGGUCUGGGCAGCACUACAGCACAUGGAGACCAACUGCUUCCAGCAGCCAAGGCAGAGGAUGGAGCCCUUGGAAGUGACACUGUGCUGAGCCGGGAGGAGCUUGAUGUGCUGCUAGGUGAGAGCACGUGGGAUGGGAUCUUGCAGUGGGCGUUCCAGACCAUGGCAAGGCCGCUGGCAGAAACACAGGGGCUCGUCGCCUAGUGCACAGACAAGCAGCAGACUCCACAUGGCAAGCCAUGACAAAGCAGCCUCUGAGACACACGUAAAACACGACGAACACAGACCUAAUGACAGCACAAAGAAGUCAUAGAAUAAAAAAGAGACCAUUAACAGAAUGUACCAAAAUGUCACACACAGAGGAAAACAGAAGGGCAACUCCACUGACACUCAAUAGAGAAAAAGUGCAGUGAAAAUGUACAUAAAAAACAUGCCAGAGACAAUGCAA